Molecule: messenger RNA, 753 nt
Organism: Mucor velutinosus
Lineage: Eukaryota; Fungi; Mucoromycota; Mucoromycetes; Mucorales; Mucoraceae
Exons: 8
Coding region: 1-753 (250 amino acids)
Source: RefSeq, a predicted model, not a curated record
AUGACUAUUAAAGCUGUGAUUUUCGAUAUUGGUGGAGUGUGUGUUGGAUCUCCCAUGGCAGGCAUUCAUCGCUUUGAACAACAAAACGGACUACCCAGAAACUACAUCAAUGUAGCCAUUGUUCAGCAAGGUGAGCACGGUGCAUUUCAGAAAUUAGAAAGAGGCGAGAUCAAAUUGCAUGAUUUUUACAAGGAUUUUGGCUCUCAAUUAUCGCAUCCAUCCAACAAAGAACAUUAUAAAGCGUACCUGGCCAAGUCCGGAAAAGCGGUUCCAUCGACUAUUCCAGACAUUACCGUGGAUGGAAAAGAGCUUUUCACAACAAUGAUGGCAGAAACAGCAAGAUUAGACCCUCAUAUUUUCCUUGCUAUUGAGAAGUUGAAGGCCAGUGGAAAAUUCACUAUCGCUGCUCUCACCAACAAUUUCGAUCUUCCCGAAGAUGAUUUGAAAGAAGCUGAGGCCAUGGGCGCAUCUGCAGCAAAUAAGUUGAGAGCAUUGUUUGAUUAUUUCAUUGAAUCUCGUUUGAUCGGCUUAAGAAAACCGGACCCAAAAAUCUAUCACUACGCCUGUAAAGAGAUCGGCAUUCAGCCCAGCGAGGCCAUCUUUUUGGACGAUAUUGGCAUGAACCUCAGAUCCGCCAACAAACUUGGCAUGCAUACGAUCCAGGUAAAAAUGGGACACUCGGAAGAAGCAGUAAAGCAGUUGGAGGCAUUGACCGGCCUUGAUUUGCACAGCAAACUGGAUUCCAGACUUUAG